Messenger RNA from Thrips palmi, 4167 nucleotides. It is a transcript of the gene corn, whose product is annotated as platelet binding protein GspB. The transcript has 13 exons. NCBI's taxonomy places the organism in Eukaryota, Metazoa, Arthropoda, Insecta, Thysanoptera, Thripidae. The record is from RefSeq and is a predicted model, not a curated record. Bases 466 to 2931 code for a protein of 821 amino acids.
CUCCAGCUGCCAGUCUGUCAGGCGACUAGGACAGUGCUGCUCUAGCGGUGUUUAAAUUUGGUAAUUUUCUUCUCGCGUUUGCUCGGAUUGAAUAGAAGCGAUCCCGUCGCAAUCAAUGAAAUUAUCUGUGUCCCUUUCCGACUCACUUCUGAGUCACUUUGUGUUGAUCCCUUUGAGUUCUGGCUUUCCGGAAGGACUGUUGAAAUCAGUGUUGUGCUGGGUCCUGCUCCUGUUGGCACGUUUUUCAUCCAGUUUUUUUCACUGCCUUGGGUGGCUUUUGAAUUGAAGGUUGUCGUUUUACCAUCUGUGCCGUUCGACGAUCUACAUUUCUCGAAGACCGUUUGCCCGUUCGCGGCCGAGGAGGUUCAUUCAAGUGCUGCGGCUGCCACGCAUGGGCGCUGUGCGCGGCUAGCGCGGCGCGGCGUGGGCGCCAGCCGGUGAGGGAAGCAGCUCCGCGCCGACGCCAUGGAGGCCGCGGGCGACGUGUCCAUGGCCUCGGACUGCGACUUCGCGCUCAACGACGGCGAGGUGACGAUGGUGGCGGACAUGACGAUCGUGGGGGACGCGUUCGCCAAGCAGCUCAAGGACUCGAAGCAGGACGCCAAGCAGGACGGCAGCGACAGCGGCGUCGAGCUGAACGGCGCCGAGCGGUCGGCGUCCCCCGUCCUGGACGCGAGCGGGGCGCCGCCGGUGCUGCCGCCCGCACACCUGGACUACGACGGCACCAGUGAGGGUGGCAGCGAGUCGUCCUCCGUGCUCUCCCACGCGCCCGUCCGGAAGAAGAUCUCGGCCUCGUCAGCCUCGUCGUCGGCGUCGUGCUCCACGCCGGGCCGCGCCGGCCACCCCCGGUCGCGGUCCGUGGUGGUGUCGGCCUCGUCCUCCGGGUCGGCGCCCAACACCCCCGGCUCGCCCGUGCCCGCGCCGAGGCCCAGGGAGAGGUCGGCGGCGGCCGCGGGCCGCGGAUCCAGCUGCUCCAGGGGUCGACAAGGCUCUUCGUGUGCCGAGGCUCCGCACGCCGCCGCGCGCACCACGUCGCGGUCGCAGCGCUCCGGGUCGUCGUCGGCCGCCCCCAACUUGAUGACGGCCAGCUUGACGGGCAGCCUGACCCACGGCAGCAGCGGCAGCAGCAACGUCCGCGGCAGGGGCACGACCAGGGCUCCCGCGGCGCCGCGGCCCACUCCUCGCGGCGCCACCUCGGCCGUGGCCAUGUCCACCUCGACGGACGACGGCCGCUGGCCCUCCACCGUCCAGAGGCCCACCACGCUGUCGAGGACCAGGGCCUCGAGUGUGGCCGCCGACCGCGACCGGCGGUACGCCAUGGCCAACAUGGCCAGCAUGACCAGCUCGAGCAGCAAGACCAGCGUCAACUCCACCAACUCGGCGUCCACGCCUUCGCCCACCGAGUCCAAGUCUGAGAAGUUUUCGACUCUUCCCCGGAGGCGGCGGCGGCGCUCUGUAGAGAGCGCUGGCGGCGAGAGAGUGUCCUCGACGCAGUCCCAGUCCACCAGGAAACAGAAGGUGACGCUGUACCACGAGACGGGCGCGCAGACGGCGCUCACCUACCAGGACCUCGAGGACCUGCUGGGCGGCAGGGCGUGCCACCUACGCCCCAUCGACGCCCGCGAGCAAAGCCACCAGGGCGUGCAGGUGGACAGGGAGAGGGAGGACUUCGCCACGAUGCUGCUGGACCGCCGCCUCAAGGCCAUCAUGGACAUGCUGGGCUUCGAGCACUCGGGUACUCCCCGCUCGCCCGGAGGGCCCGGAGGCAGCAUCACCUCCACGGUGCACACCCCGCCAAAGGAAGUGGAUCACUCAGCUUGGAUGAAGACACUGGAGUUAUUAGAACAGCGAGCUGCGACUAUUAAGAAACGAGACUCAGUGCAACGAAAUGAAAUUGGACGUCUGCGGUAUGAAGUAGAGCACAAUGAGAGGCUCCGGAAAAGCCUUCAAAAUCAGCAGGAAGAAACAGAGGCAGAAUCACAAGAAAUGCAAGUAUUCUUGAAAUUAGAAAAUGCAGCUCUGGCUGAAAGUCUUCAAGAAGCUGAGAAAGAUGCAGUGGCUCAAAAGGAGGUUGUUGCAAAUUUGAAUCUAGAGUUAGAGCGUCAACGAGAAGAAUGUCAACAUCUAGUUCGUAUCAGUGAGCAACGCAGGCAAGAAGUUCUUACUCUGCAGGCUCGAGUUGCUGCAUUGGAACAAAGAUCCAAAGAGUCUCUCCUUCAGCAGGGAGCAGCUGUAUCAGGAGCCUCUGUUGCUCUUUCAGCUUUGAGCUCUCGCCUCGAUGACCUAGCAGUCCAACUAGAGGAAAGUUCUUUGGAUAAAGCCUUGUCUGCUUUGACCACUGAAGCAGAAGCAGUCACAACACGUACUAAAGAAGCCUGCAGGCCUCUAAGCUUGCACUUGGAGAACAAUUUCCAAACAUUGGAUAAUGUGACAGAACCAGAGCUUGAGGAAGAAGGAGGCGGCCAAAGGGAGAGUGCUACCACUGCCUCCCAGAAUCUAAAUUCUGCUCGUCUGGUGAAUAGUGAAAGUAUUCAAAAUCUUUCUGCUGCUAUUCUUUUCCGUCGACUUCAAGAAGAAGCAAUAAAAACUGAAGCAAAUGCAGGAGAUGAGAUGCCUGGACAUCUAGUGGAUCAAGUUCUCGAUGUUGAUUCUCUGAUAACCAGAGUUUUGCGUGCCAUAAGUGACACUGUACACUCAAAAAAACUACCUUUAAAUCCAACAGAUGAGUCCAGUCAAAUUUGCAAUGGACAAGCAAAAAUGGAUUCUAAAGCUCUUCAGAAAAUUGAAGGUCAAGUAGACUCUGCAAAAUCAAAUCAUAUACCGCUUCUAAACGGUUCCAAUGAUGGAACAUGCAGUGAGACUAGCAAUAUGUCCGUCAAUGGGAGAGUAGAAAUAGGCAUUGCAUCUGAACCUGUAACUGGAGCUGCUUAAAACAAAUUAGAUCAUCAGCGAUAUUAAUUAGCAUACUUUAACAAUAUCAACUUCUAUGCUAUGAUUGUGGUAAACGUUUCGUCAUUUGGGUGAAUUAUAUUCUUAUCAACUUUAUUGUUGUGAAUUCAACUCUUAUUACCUUUGUUAAACAUUUGAUUGUAUUCUUCCCCCCCAAAAUUGUGUGACAGAUGUUCUGUUGACAUUGUAUCAUCUUACUGUUCCUGUUUUAGUGAGUGUAUCUAUAAGUAGCUUUCACUUUAUUCGAUUUUUGCUUUUAUGGAUUUUUUGCAAACUUGUGAUUAUGUUACUUUGCACUGUAUUUAUUGAUUAGUUGUUCCCAAAAUAAGAGGAAUGAAUGAGAAUUAGCCUUUGAAUUAUAGUGAUUUUAAUCUCAUUUAUAAAUUGUAGAUUGAGAUUUUCAUGACUGACCUGCUUUCUAACAAUUGAUUCAGGCCUAGUUAGUAUUUGAGCAUUGAUGAAUUGUAGAAUCCGUACUUUUAUUGUAGAGACAAUGUUGGAAUAUUUCAUGAUUUGUCUAUGAGGAUGAGUAGAGGAGUAUAGUGAAAGCAAAUAUUCCAACAGUAUUUUGCCAGAAACUCCAGUAUUUUACAAUUAUUUUUUUGGCUGAAGAAGUAUGCAUAACUUGUAUUAAUGACAUCGAAUAGUUGUCCGUCCGUGAACAAUUUGAUGCCAUUUUAUAUGUAGUUGCACAGAAAUGACUGUUAUAUUAGAAUAAUGAUUUAAGGGCUUUAGUUGCAAACUGUGAGAAUUGAAGACUGUCUCUAACUGAAGAUGGCUGUCAAAGUAGAGCAAACAAGCCACUGAUAUUUAUUGAUCUCGGAAGAGGAAUUAAGUUUCCUGAAAUCAUAUUGUCUGUAGACACGACUUCAAAAGAAACUUUUUGUCAUUCCUUUUUGUGCUUUCCUGUCCAGUUUUCACUUAAAACUCUACUUUGGGAGAUUCCUUUGUGCCAUUGAAUGAUGUCUAUCUCACAUUCUUUUUUAAUUUGUUUACCAAUCAUGUUUUUUCUUCACUUAGUCAUCUACAGCACUCCAACAUAAACUUGACAUAUGAAAAUUCAUGUUCAGUGUGCGCUGCGCAAUAUGUUGAAAAAAAAUUUGGUCUAUAGUCCAUGAAUUGAUUUUGAAGAAAUGUUUUCUGUUGUUUGGUGUAACUUAAAAGGCAUACUACUUGUACUAAAGCUUGACCAAAUAAAAAAAAUGAAUUCAUUGAGAA